CCUACAGCAUGCAACUGCGUCAUUAUUGCACCUGCCGGAGAGACAUGGUGACAAUAUCCAUGGACAUCUUCGUGAGAAAGUUUCAACCUGACAGAUACCAGCUGUGGAAACAAGGAAAGGAUUUAUUCACCAUUGAUCAUACAAAACCAACUCCUGAAUCAACACCUGAAGUAAAGGCCUGGCUACAGGGAAGAAAGAAAAUACAGGAUGUCCCCAAGUGCUUUCAGCACACCAGAUCUCGAUCUAAAAAGCUUAAAGCUCCGGAGGAUGAGAGAAUAUCUACUGUGGUAGCUGGUGCAGAAAUCAUAGCGACAGAAGCAGCUACUGAUGACUUCAAGGUCAGUGAAAAACCAGGAGAAAAAGUGAGAGUGAGAAAAACAGGAGAGCCUCCUAGGGAUGAAGAAAACAACAGUGGAAUGCGGCUGGAGCAACAUUUAUUGGAUAAUGUUGAGGUCUCAGGAAACGACUGUUCAGACUCAUUUUCCAGCCCUGUUCCAGUAACAGAGAAAAAAAAAAUCAAAGAUGAGAACAAGACAGAUUCCAGUCAUCCUCCCUUUACAUUUGAAGAUACUGUGCUCCCUAUGCCUUCUCAUAGAUGUAGAAAAGAAGAGUGUUUGAAAUCUCAGGAUCAGUCUAUGUCAGCCAUACCAUACCAUAAGUCACGGGGACAUAUUUCUGAAGCAGAGAGCCCAGAGAAAUUCUCUACAGAGGAUGAUGUCAGCGACCUAGAAAGCAGUGGAAGUAGCUUGGAAAAUGGAGAAACACCUGUCAUAAAAACGGAUGAAGAUGAUGUCACGGAAACAUCCAGUUCAGCAGAAAUUGAAAGGAAGAAAACAUCUAAGAGUUGGCGUCAUCCACUAAGUAAACCCCCAGCUAGAUCUCCAAUGACUUUAGUUAAACAGCAAGCAACUAGUGAUGAAGACCUGCCUGAGACUACCUUAAUUGAAGAGGAAGUACAGGAGACAGAGACGUGGGCCAGGCCUCUUGUCUACCUUUGGCAGAAGAGAGCACAUAAUUUCAAAGCUGAAAAGGAAUAUAAUGCAGCCUGUGCCAAAAAGGAACCACACUGUGCCAUUUGCACUCUUCUCAUGCCAUACUACAAGCCAGACAACCAUAACAAAGACAAUUAUACUUUUGAGGAAACAGUCGCUGAAAAAAUAUUUAUGGCUGAAAAUGAAAAGACGAAACCACUUAUUCCAGAGAUGUGUUUUAUAUAUAGUGAAGAAAAUACUGAAAACUGUCCGUCAAAUGCCUUUAUUGAAGAAGAUGGAACAAGUCUUCUGAUUUCCUGUGCAAAGUGUCGUGUACAGGUUCAUGCAAGUUGCUAUGGUGUCCCUUCUCACGAAGUCCAUAGUGAAUGGUUGUGUUCUCGAUGCAGAAGAGGAGACUGGACAGCUGAAUGUUGUCUCUGCAAUUUAAGAGGUGGCGCGUUAAAGGAAACUACUGACAAGAAGUGGGCACAUGUAAUCUGUGCAAUUGCCAUCCCAGAAGUCCGAUUUGGUAAUGUCUCAGAACGUACACCAAUAGACACAAGCAGAAUACCUUUGCAAAGAUUAAAAUUGAAAUGCAUUUUCUGCAGACAGAGAAUUAAGAAAAUUUCUGGCGCCUGCAUUCAAUGUUCAUAUGGACGCUGCCCAGCCUCCUUCCAUGUUACCUGUGCCCAUGCUGCAGGAGUACUUAUGGAACCUGAUGACUGGCCGUAUGUUGUCUAUAUCACAUGUUUCAGGCACAAGAUCAACCAAAAUGUGAGAACUAAAGCAUGUGAGAAGGCCAUUACAGUUGGGCAGACAGUAAUCACAAAACACAGGAAUACACGAUACUACAGUUGCAGAGUAAUAGGAGUCACAUCUCAAGUUUUCUAUGAAGUCGUGUUUGAUGAUGGCUCUUUCAGUCGGGAUACUUUUCCUGAAGACAUUGUAAGCAGAGAUUGCCUAAAGCUAGGUCCACCUGCAGAAGGAGAAGUUGUCCAGGUGAAGUGGCCUGAUGGAAAAUUGUAUGGUGCAAAGUAUCUGGGAACAAACAUAGCUCAUAUGUAUCAGGUUGAAUUUGAAGAUGGUUCUCACAUAGCAAUGAAGAGAGAAGAGAUAUACACUCUAGAUGAAGAACUGCCUAAGAGAGUAAAAGCACGUUUUUCUACAGCCUCUGACAUGAGAUUUGAAGAUACGUUUUAUGGAGGAGAUAUAAUUCAGGGAGAAAAGAAGAGACAGAGAGUAUUGAGUUCCCGUUUUAAGAAUGAAUAUGUGGAUGACCCGGGAUACCGCACCUUCUUGAAAAGCUCAUUCCAGAAAAAAUGCCAGAAGGGGCUAUAAAGGAUGCAGUGAAGUUGCAUGCAGAAGCACAUGCACAAACACAUGUGCUGCAGAGACAUAAACAGGUUAUAGUUGGCUAAAAAGCAUACAACAUUAGCAGAUGUGAUGGUUUGAAGAUGGCAUCUCUUCAGUGUAUUAAAUUGGUUUUGGGUUAAUUGGACACUUGGUUUUACAGCAAAUUAGUCCAUACAUCAACCUGCUAAGUUCAAGUCCUUCAGUUAUGGUUUCUUCAGUUAAUGUAUUACAAGUUUUUGUCCGUUCUCCAUCAUGAAACAGGAGAAAAUCAGGUGAGGUGAAGAGGGGUUGCACAGUUAAAUGCUGAAGAUAACUUUCGGUCCUGCUUCCACUGAAGCCAGUGGUAAAAGUCCCAUUGGCUGGUGUGGGAGAAGAUUCAGGUUCUAGGUGAUCUGGUUAGAAAUGUAAAAUGUAUUGCUUUGUCUUUCCCAAAGAAGAGAAGUCUUAGUAGCCAGAGGUGAUUUCAGUGGCUAGUUUUUUUCUGCAGACAGGAAAGGAUGUUAAGUUUAAUAAUAGCAGUUUUUAUAAAACAUUUUUAAAACAAAUAGAAAUAUGUGCAUUAUUAAGACCUACAAAAGUUGUACUUAUUUACUUGGUACAGUGCUUUUACCUUUUUAUAUCACUCCUGCUUUCAGUAGGGUUUGAUGUGGAAUCAGCUGUUGACUUAAAUAUUUUUUUGGCUUUUGAGAAAGAAAUCUUCAGCACAGCAAGGGGAUUUUGUAUAUUUAAAGAGGGAUAUUUUGGCAGUUAUUUUUAAACAUGAUUUUCAUAAAGCCUAUUAAAAUAGCUAUUUGUAAAAUAAGAUUUUUUUCAUUAUAUGUAUGUAAAAUUAGAGUUUAAAUAUAUAUGCUUAACAGGCUAGUUUUGAACU
This is a messenger RNA of Struthio camelus australis, 3195 nucleotides long. Lineage: Eukaryota; Metazoa; Chordata; Aves; Struthioniformes; Struthionidae. The record is from RefSeq and is a predicted model, not a curated record.